Molecule: messenger RNA, 2154 nt
Organism: Penicillium pulvis
Lineage: Eukaryota; Fungi; Ascomycota; Eurotiomycetes; Eurotiales; Aspergillaceae
Product: transcriptional repressor TCF25 family protein
Exons: 1
Coding region: 1-2154 (717 amino acids)
Biological process (GO): ribosome-associated ubiquitin-dependent protein catabolic process; rescue of stalled cytosolic ribosome
Cellular component (GO): RQC complex
Source: RefSeq, a predicted model, not a curated record
AUGUCCUCUCGCGCAAUUCGGAAGCUCCUGCGCGAGCAGGAGCUGCAGCAAACCGAGCAGCAUAAUGAGUCAAGCGACGAUGAUACCCCGCGCCCCACGAAGCCCAAGUUCAAUGCGUUCGAUCUCCUAAAUGCCGGUGAUGAUGACGACGAUGAUGAGCCAGAGGAGGAAUUGGAAGAAUCUGCGGUGCAAGCCCCAGAGCCCGAGCCCGAGCCAACAAAACCUAAGAGUGCAAGCAAAAAAAAGAAGAAGAAGAAGGCCAAGAAGGCCGCCGCAGAGCCAACCAAAGAGCAAGCCAAGGAUGAAUCUGAGCUAGAUGAGAUUGAUCAGGCCUUGAAAGAUUUAGCUGUCAAAGGAGGGCCAUCUGGGAUUAAUCCUUCAGCUGUUCUUGCUUCGAGCCAAGAUGCCACCUUCCCAAAAACCACCGAUGAGCUGCUGUCGAUCGAAUCCAAGUUCCUCAACCCUACAAAUGAGAUGCGCAGGCUGUUUGGAAAUGUGGCGUUGGAAAACUUCGAUUCGGAUGCAGGAGCGGGCCGCCGUCGAGAUCGCAAUCGGGAAGAAAAUGUCGAUCUAGGUCGCGCUUUGACGGGUCGAUACAGUCCAGCCAGCAGAGGUCAGAGCCUGGGUGGUGUCACCUUACGACGAAAUGUCCUCAUGCAAGGAAAGGACGAAUGGCCUCGAGCUCCAAGCGGAGGACUAGGCAUGGAGAUGGGGGAAAGGCUUCCUUCAGGUGGCAUACUCUACAAAAUCUUACACAACGCGGCAUACACGGACGUGCAACAUCAAUUCGAGCUCUGUGUUGAGUCGAUGGAUCCUCAGAGACUGAUCCACCAUCUUCAAUACAAUCCUUAUCACAUCUCCACUCUUCUCCAGGUCUCUGAGAUUGCUAAGCACCAGAGCGACCAUGCUGUGUCAGCCGAUCUUUUGGAAAGAGCACUGUUCAAUAUUGGUCGCUCUGCCCACUCAUCCUUUGGCAGCAGACUCAAGGAUGGUGAAGCCAGACUUGACUUUUUGCAUGCGGAGAACCGAGAGUUAUGGCUUGUGGGAUGGAGAUAUAUUGCGAAUCUAGGAAUGAAGGGAACAUGGCGAACAGCCUACGAAUGGGCCAAGCUACUUCUCAGCUUGAAUGAUUCCGACCCCUACUGCAUGAAGUUGAUGAUCGAUUCUCUCGCAUUACGCGGUCGAGAGUAUGCACAGUUUGUGGAGCUGUGCACUCAGACUCGCUUCCGCCGCGAUUGGGCUGACCUCCCAAAUAUUCAGUGCUCUUUAGUGAUGGCAUAUAUUCGUUUGAAAAAGCCUCAGGAAUGUCGCCAGCAGCUUCACCGCGCCAUGUCUCGCUUCCCGUGGAUCUUUAAUCGGUUGGCUCAAGAAUUGGACCUCCAACAUAUCCCCAAGCAUAUCUGGGGCAAGAUGCCUCCCACUGGAUCCCAUGAGCUUCUCACAGAACUUUACAUUGUCCGUUCUAAGGACCUUUGGAACACUCCCGAAGCAGUAUCCCUGAUUAUGGAAGUUGCCGAUACUCUGUCUGGAGAACCAGAGCCCAUUGAGCCACCUGAGAUCACCUUGGACAUUGCUCGUCAUGUAAUCUUGUCGGACACGCCCAGCGUCACCACUCAUCUCCCUAACCGUUUCGUGACCGGUCGACUCUCUGCCUCGGAUCCUUUACCUCCGUAUGAAUCAGAAGCCUACCGCCAACAGUCCGACCCUACUCCCUCUUAUAUUUCGCGAAUACCCGAGGCCGGACGGCCACAGUGGCUACGCAAUCUUCUAGACCAGGUGGGCCUUCAAGAGGGUGCCGAUGGGGAUGAAGAUCUCGCCGAAGAUAGCGCUGGUAACAAUGCAGGCGGUCGCCCGCGUGGAUUGGAAGGGGAUGGACAAGUCCUUGAGCAAUGGCUCUUGCAGGAUGGUUUAGAAUCCCUACAAAUGUUCCUGACUGAGCACGGUGUGGACCGUGGCAACUGGGGCGACGUUGUAGACUAUGCUCCGCUGACGGAUUAUUUGGAGGCUCUCUCGGAAAUCCAACCAGAGACAUCUCGACAGCGGUUGCUGCAUGGCCCAGUCCAGGAGAUCAUCGGAGACUUUGCAGUCACCAUGCUUGAGGAUGAACUUGAGAUGAUGCAGGAAGAGAUCUCCAAUCCUAGCGAUUUGGAUUGA